Messenger RNA from Dioscorea cayenensis subsp. rotundata (Guinea yam), 2598 nucleotides. RefSeq names its product SNARE-interacting protein KEULE-like. The transcript has 21 exons. The coding region runs from base 131 to 2131 and encodes 666 amino acids. Gene Ontology annotation, biological process: vesicle-mediated transport; intracellular protein transport. Gene Ontology annotation, cellular component: secretory granule; plasma membrane. NCBI's taxonomy places the organism in Eukaryota, Viridiplantae, Streptophyta, Magnoliopsida, Dioscoreales, Dioscoreaceae. Gene Ontology annotation, molecular function: syntaxin binding. The record is from RefSeq and is a predicted model, not a curated record.
UUCACGAGAACGAAGAAUACCAUCGUCGGAUGGAUUUCCCGCAAAGGUCACAGCUCCCGCAACGCUAGGAAUCACCUCCGCGGCGCUAAGUUCGAAAUUGAUCGUCAGGGGAGCUCUUCGGCGGAUCACCAUGUCGGAUUCCGACUCCUCUCACAGCUCCGGUGAUCAGAAGACCUUUCGUCAGAUCACCAGAGAUCGUUUAUUGUAUGAAAUGCUUCGGUCCACCAGGGUAAAGGACUCCAAAUCAACAUGGAAGGUGCUCGUUAUGGAUAAGUUAACUGUCAAAAUUAUGUCAUAUUCUUGCAAGAUGGCAGAUAUGACAGAGGAAGGAGUUUCAUUGGUUGAAGAUCUUUACAAGAGAAGGCAGCCAAUGCCUUCAAUGGAUGCGAUAUACUUUAUUCAGCCAUCAAAAGAGAAUGUUGCCAUGUUUUUGUCUGACAUGUCUGGAAAACGCCCUUUAUAUAGAAAGGCAUAUGUUUUCUUUAGCUCACCUGUAUCUAAGGAUUUAGUAGCUCAUGUCAAGAAGGACUCAGUUGUCUUGCCUCGGAUUGGUGCAUUAAGUGAGAUGAAUUUGGAGUACUUUGCAAUUGAUAGUCAGGGUUUUAUUACUGACCAUGAGAACGCUUUGGAGGUACUCUUUGGGGAGAAUGCAGAUAGUUCUCACAAGUCCAAUUAUUGUGUCAAUACGAUGGCCAUCCGCAUUGCUACAGCUUUUGCUUCUCUCAGGGAAUUUCCUUAUGUGCAUUAUCGUGCUGCGAAAUCAUCUCUGGAUGCUUCCACUUUGACUACUGUGCGUGAUCUUGCCCCAACAAAGCUUGCUGCUGCAGUUUGGAAUUGCCUUGCCAAAUACAAAGCUACAAUUCCUGGUUUUCCACAGAAAGAAACAUGUAAGCUACUCAUUGUGGAUCGAUCAAUAGACCAGAUUGCUCCUGUCAUUCAUGAAUGGACAUAUGAUGCCAUGUGUCAUGAUUUGCUUAACUUGGAUGGCAACAAAUAUGUAUAUGAGGUUCCAGGCAACAAUGGAUCAGAACCUGAAAAGAAAGAGGUUCUGUUGGAGGAUCAUGAUCCGAUCUGGCUUGAGCUUCGACAUGCUCAUAUCGCGGAAGCUAGUGAAAAGUUACAUGAAAAGAUGACCAACUUCAUAACAAAAAAUAAAGCGGCCCAAAUUCAUCAUCACUCGAGAGAUGGAGGUGAGUUGUCAACUAGAGACUUACAGAAAAUGGUUCGAGCUUUGCCUCAGUACAGUGAGCAAAUUGAGAAGCUUUCCCUGCAUGUAGAGAUUGCAGGAAAGCUUAAUAGACUGAUCAGAGAUUUUGAACUUCGAGAACUUGGACAGCUGGAGCAAGAUCUUGUCUUUGGGGAUGCAGGGAGCAAGGAAGUGAUGAAUUUUCUGAAGACAAAGCAGGAUAUCAGUUCUGAGAAUAAAUUGCGUUUACUGAUGGUUUAUGCAGCAAUUUAUCCUGAAAAGUUGGCAGGUGAAAAAGUUGCAAAGAUGAUGCAGCUGGCCAGAUUAUCCCGUGAUGAAAUGGAUGCGGUGAAUAACAUGAGAUUCUUGGGAGUACCAGACACAAAGAAGACAUCAGGAGGGGUUUUCUCUCUUAAAUUUGAUGUUUAUAAGAAAAGGCAUGGUGCUAGGAAAGAACGAAAUGAUGAGGAAGAAACAUGGCAACUAUCACGGUUUUACCCCAUGAUAGAGGAGUUAAUUCAGAAGCUUACCAAAGAUGAAUUGCCAAAGCAUGAGUAUCCUUGCAUGAAUGACCCUGUUCCUACCAUCCAUGGAUUCGCACCGAGUUCAUCAUUUCGGACUGCUCAACCUCAGUCAGCUUAUUCCAUGAGGUCAAGACGAACUGCUGCUACUUGGGCUAGGCCUCGGAAUUCUGAUGAUGGGUAUUCUAGUGAUUCAGUACUGAGGCAUGCAUCAAGUGAUCUCAGGAAGAUGGGCCAGCGCAUUUUCGUCUUUAUUAUUGGUGGAGCCACUCGAUCUGAGUUGCGAGCAGUGCACAAGCUGUCAGUGAAACUAAAGAGGGAAAUUAUUCUUGGCUCAACUAGUAUUGAUGAUCCUUCCCAAUUUGUUACUAAGCUGAAGAACCUAAACUCGGACGAGCUUUCAUUGGAUGAUCUUCAGAUAUAACAACACAGUAUGUAUUUGCAUUCUCAUGUGCUCAUCCAGAGGUUCUCCUUAAAUUCGUUUAGCGGCUGAUGCAAUUGAUGCUCUGAGGCUAUUGUUAACCUUUCAUCAGAUUCAUUCACAGGAACUCUGAGCCCAUCCUAAAUACCUUUUGAGCUCAUUUACUUGCUUGGAGUUAUACUGCAAUUCUACUUUUGAUUGAAGAAAAUGAAGGCCGUUAUUCAACUGUAUAUAGCAUCUUUAGCAUAUGUGUAAUAUAAAUGCAUUAGAAAUAUUAUAGGUGAUAAUUAGCAAGGCAUUCUUCUUUGAGGUUUUUUCAGGCUAGUGUUCAAGUUGUAGCCCAAAUGAAACUUUAUGACCUCUUUUGGUUUUCUUCUGCAUUUUAUGGCUGUUGUACUAACAGAGUGUGUAUCAGAAAUUUGGGCAAAUCACAAUAAAAUCUAGUGUGCUGAUCAUCUCGCUUGAUAUUA